Molecule: messenger RNA, 843 nt
Organism: Metarhizium album ARSEF 1941
Lineage: Eukaryota; Fungi; Ascomycota; Sordariomycetes; Hypocreales; Clavicipitaceae
Product: FMN-binding split barrel-related protein
Exons: 1
Coding region: 1-843 (280 amino acids)
Source: RefSeq, a predicted model, not a curated record
AUGAAGCUGCUCAGUACCGUCGCAGGCCUUUCCAGCGUCGCUGGCGCCGCCGCCGCCGCCGCCGCCGCCACGCAGAGCCCACUAUCCAUCUUUGACAAUUCUGUCGAGUCGCGCAGGAUCCCGUCAAGCUAUGAGUCGGCUGUCAUGGGCCGACGCAUCUUGGCCUUGACCAAGCUCGGAACACUGUCGACAGUCUUUCCGCAGACGUCGGCGCAUGAGCAGCGCCCCGGCGGCAUGCAAGGCCAGCCCGUCGGCCUGAUGGACUACGUUGCCGACUGCGAGGACGAGGGCAACCCGACCAUCCUGGCGCUCAGGAUUGGCACCACGUUCAUGAACGUCGCCGCAGGCUCCAACAUCACCCUGUCCAUGCGGUGGACACCUCCGUACCCGCCAGCCAAGCGCAUGUCCUUGCUGUCUCGCCUAGCGGCGUACGUGCCUUUUCUCUCGCGGCACUGCCCCUACGAUUCCGAGCGGACGCACUCGGAUCUUCCCGACACGGUGCCCUACUCGGCGGCCAACCUGCCGCGAUUCUCCCUCUUUGGCUACCUGGAAAAGAUUGAAGCAGAUGACGACAAGGCCAAGGACCUGGCUGUUUGCUACACGGCCAAGCACAGGGAUGCCAGAUAUUGGCUCCCGGGAAACCACAUCCACCAGAGCGAGUGGGCGAGAUUGGUGGUGACGCAUGUGUACUGGAUCGGGGGAUUCGGCGACAGGGCGUACAUUGGCUGGAUUCCGGUAGAGGAAUGGAAACACGUUACCAAGGAAGACUGGGAAGCCAUCGAGCUCCCCGGUGAGAAGAAAGACUGGGAUGAGUGGCACCUCGGCCAGUCGGAAGAGCUCUGA